Cryphonectria parasitica EP155 is the source of this 1196-nucleotide messenger RNA. Its product is annotated as DUF1295-domain-containing protein. The transcript has 5 exons. NCBI's taxonomy places the organism in Eukaryota, Fungi, Ascomycota, Sordariomycetes, Diaporthales, Cryphonectriaceae. The coding region runs from base 63 to 1196 and encodes 377 amino acids. Gene Ontology annotation, cellular component: membrane. The record is from RefSeq and is a predicted model, not a curated record.
GCUAUUCUUCAGCCAGCCUCAAAACACACGACCAACGUCUUCACGCACAGCUGUGGACGACCAUGGCUGAACAAGACAAAUACGCCUCCCAUUGGGGCGCAAAGGCAAACAAUCCAACAUCAGAAUCUGUGCCCAUUCCUGUGCCGCGUGGUUCAGGUGCUGAGCAGGACCGGUUUGGAGGCCAUUUCAGCAGUGGAACGACCUCUCGAGAGAUUCCCGUGCCUGUCCCGACCGCUAUUCCUCGCGACGCCACUGCCGUGGGCCUUCUGAGGACCACGUUGCUACCAUCUUUGGGCCUGCACACCGGACUGUCCAUCGUCGCAUACACAGCCUCGCGGGUGGCCAAUCGAGUCGAUGGCAAAGACUGGCUGUGGCCGGCUGGGCAAGUUGCCAACGCUUGGUGGAGCGCCGUGGGCACACGAGUUGUGUAUGAUGGUGUCCCGAUCGGAGCUGCAUUUUCUUCCCUUGUUUAUCCUGACAAGGUCAUGCUCGGGGCUGUAACGGCUUGGGGUGCUCGCCUGUUCUACCAAGUCGUGUCCCGGUCGGUCAAGGCCAAGUCAGAUGAUGCUCGGUAUCUCGAAGCUAAGAAGGAGCCUGGGUUCUGGAACCAAGCAUUCUUCAAGAUCUUCCUUCCAGAGGCUGUCUUUCAGGCUCUCAUCUCGCUGCCUUUCACCCUGCCCUUCCGCAACCCAUACGCCAGUGCUCGCUCGUCCCUUUCUGCUCCUAUCGAAUGGGCCCACGACUUGGCUGUUGUCGUUUUCAGUGCCGGGUUUGCCCUUGAGGUCCUUGCCGACUACCAGCUUAACCGUCACAAGAAGACCGACAACGGGAAUUUGAAUCGUGAUGGUGUUUGGAGCAUUGUCAGACAUCCCAACUACCUCGGCGACGCCCUGGUUCACUUCUCCUUCCCUCUGUUCCUCUGGGGCUCCGGGAAGAUCCACCCGAUUGUCCUUCUAGGCCCAGUCGCCAACUACGCAUUCCUUCGCUACGUCGGCGGCGACGCUCAGAACGAAGCAGCACAGGCGCAACGCUAUGCGAAGACAAGCCCAGUCAAGGCCCAAGAAUUCUCCGAGUACAAACAGACCAAGAACAGCUUCUGGCCCAAGGUUCAGGAGGCCUCCAACCCGUGGACUCUGACAAUCCUUGGUGCUGGCGUUGGCGGACUGGUAUUGGAGCGUGUCUCUAUUAUCCUAUAA